Messenger RNA from Durio zibethinus, 667 nucleotides. RefSeq names its product V-type proton ATPase subunit G1-like. Gene Ontology annotation, cellular component: vacuolar proton-transporting V-type ATPase complex; vacuolar proton-transporting V-type ATPase, V1 domain. Gene Ontology annotation, biological process: proton transmembrane transport. Gene Ontology annotation, molecular function: ATP hydrolysis activity; proton-transporting ATPase activity, rotational mechanism. The record is from RefSeq and is a predicted model, not a curated record. NCBI's taxonomy places the organism in Eukaryota, Viridiplantae, Streptophyta, Magnoliopsida, Malvales, Malvaceae.
ACCAUGGAGUCCUUUAGAGGGCAUGGAGGCAUUCAGAUGUUGCUAACUGCAGAGCAGGAGGCCCAACAAAUAGUUUCAAGUGCUAGAAGCUUGAAGAUGGCCAGGCUAAAACAAGCAAAAGAAGAAGCUGAGAAGGAUGUGGACCAUUAUCGCUCCCACAUGGAAACCGAAUACCAAAAUAAAAUUUCCGAGACAAGUGGAAGCUCUGGAAACACUGUGAAGCAGCUUGAAGAGGAAACGGAAAUGAAGAUUAAAGCCUUGACAGAAUCAACCUCAAGGGUAUCGAAAGAAAUAGUUGAUAUGCUCAUGAAGCACGUUACAACUGUGAGGACUUGACACCUUCAUUAAGAAUGCAAUACGAAGCUGAACAAGAGUGCAACAGACGAAGGCAGAACUUGGUCAAAUGAUACAUAGAUGCAAUAAGCAUUUGCAGUUUUUAAUUCCAAUAAUGGUGCCAAGGAGGUCCCAAAAUUUUAUUUCAUCUGUAUCUUUCUUUGCGGAUGAUUAGUUUUCUGAUCAGAUGUUGCAAUGCAACCUCUCUUUACCUCACACACAACUGCGAUGUUUGAUUAAUUGUUCUGUAGUUGCAGAUUUUGGCACUGAAAAUCAACUAGCUUGUAAACAACCAUGUUAGUUUCUCAUAUUCCACUUUGAAUCCACAAGACUU